Molecule: messenger RNA, 616 nt
Organism: Diabrotica virgifera virgifera (western corn rootworm)
Lineage: Eukaryota; Metazoa; Arthropoda; Insecta; Coleoptera; Chrysomelidae
Product: C-type lectin mannose-binding isoform-like
Exons: 4
Coding region: 15-515 (166 amino acids)
Biological process (GO): biological process involved in interspecies interaction between organisms
Cellular component (GO): external side of plasma membrane
Molecular function (GO): carbohydrate binding
Source: RefSeq, a predicted model, not a curated record
UUCAAUCACACAAAAUGUUCAGUUUAGUAACUUUCUUGUUUUUCUUCAGUUCUUUUCUCUUCUCUGGAUCAAAAGGAGACACAUGUUGUGCUGCUAAUCCAAAAAACUAUUACUAUUUAGGAGAUACGCAGGUAAAUUGGGCUAAUGCUGUUAAAGCAUGCCAAGUCGUUGGAAUGAGAUUAGUUAGUAUCCAGAGUGAAGCUAAGAAUAACGAAAUCGCCGCAUUUUUGCAAUCCACAGGAGUGAACUACCUAGGAUUCAAUAACGGUAUCUGGACUUCAGGAACUAGACAACAGGACAAAGUUCAUUGGCUUUGGCUAGCUCAGGAACCUUUUGUGUACACCAAGUGGGAUACUCUUUUUGGGGAACCAAACAAUGGUACUGGGAACGAAGAAUGCUUACAAGUAAUUAAUAACGGAACAACUACUGAUUGGAAUGAUAUCGCUUGUAAUCGCUUGUUUUAUCCUUUGUGCGAGAAACAGGUAUGUUGCUCUGGUUGCAACUGUAGAUCUUAGUGCUUUGUUUAAGCAAUUUUACAGCAAUAUAAAUUACAAUUUCUUAUUUAUGUAACAAUAAUGGUGUUUAUAUUAUAAUAAAAAUAAUAAUACCUACAUAA